Histoplasma mississippiense is the source of this 99-nucleotide messenger RNA. RefSeq lists its product with no specific name. Lineage: Eukaryota; Fungi; Ascomycota; Eurotiomycetes; Onygenales; Ajellomycetaceae. Bases 1 to 99 code for a protein of 32 amino acids. The record is from RefSeq and is a predicted model, not a curated record. The transcript has a single exon.
AUGGAUGAACAGUUCAAAGCAUGGGACAAUUACCUUCAUUCACGCGGCUACCCACUGGAGAUACAAUGGGAGUUCACGAUGCAGAUGAUCGAUCCUUAG